Molecule: messenger RNA, 1192 nt
Organism: Cygnus atratus (black swan)
Lineage: Eukaryota; Metazoa; Chordata; Aves; Anseriformes; Anatidae
Product: pulmonary surfactant-associated protein A2-like
Exons: 8
Coding region: 311-1009 (232 amino acids)
Source: RefSeq, a predicted model, not a curated record
CAUCUGCUUCAAUUUCAGUUACAUUGCAGCAGUCUUCUAAUCCUCAUGAAUGAAUGGAUAUAUAUGGUGGUGAAAACGUGAUUCCUCACUCUUCAGGGAGCAUCUCAAAACAUAUGCUGAAGUAAUGUAACAGCUUAUAGCAAGAUAACAACCAUGAAAUGUGGCAUUUCCUGGAAAUUCAUUAUCGGUUGGGAUCCCCUCAGUAAGGUGCAAAGCAGCUUCAUUUUACUGUGACCGUCAGACCUGAACAGCAGCUUGGAAAGAAAAGGACACUAAAAACUCUUCAACUUGUUUGUUAAAACAUGGCCACAUGUCAUUUCUGCUCUUAUUUCAGCUGCCCUGGACAACCAUGAUGUCUUACUCAUUCUGCAUGCUCACAGCAGCAGCUGCUUUGCUAGUGCCUUGCCAUGCAUUCAACUGUCCAGGACUUCCUGAGCUAUCCGAUAUCCCUGGAGUUGGUAGACUACUUCAACUGCUAAAACCUGUUCUAGGCCCAAUGUGGCCUUUUGGAAGAGAAAGGCUUCCUGAACCUCAAGUGCCCACGGGGCUGCAAGGUCUACCUAUUUCGCUUGACACUGAAUUCAGCAACGUUUUAGUGAAUUUCAGACAACGACUUUCCAGACUUGAAGGAGCGCUUACUUUGAAUGGGAAAAUAACAAAAGCAGGAGAGAAAAUACUUGCCAGCAAUGGGAAGAAAGUGAUAUUUUCAUCUGCUCUAGAAUCCUGUGAAAAGACUGGAGGAACUCUUGCAACUCCCAUGAAUAAGGAGGAGAACAAAGCUAUUUUGGGGAUUGUGGAACAGUAUAACAGUUAUGCUUAUUUGGGCAUUAAAGAGAGUGAGACUUCAGGACAAUUUGAGUAUAUGAAUGGCACACCUCUGAAUUACACCAAUUGGCACCAAUAUGAGCCUAAUGGCAAAGGGACAGAAAAAUGUGUAGAGAUGCACACCAAUGGGAACUGGAAUGACAAAAAAUGCAACCUGUAUCGCCUCACAAUCUGUGAAUUUUAAAGAAUGAUGUUUCAGGCACCUGAGAGUAUGGAGACAAUGAAACAACCUACGCUUCACGUUUAUGCAAUUUCUGAUAUUGUUCUAUCUCAGAAAAUCUAAAACGAAUCAUAUUAUGGUAUAUUUUUAUCCUUAAGAAAAUUCCAAAUGUAGAAGGUGAUUAACUUAAUUAAAAUGUGCUUAAGU